UACAAGUACAAGGAAGGGUACCGCAAGCAGCUCGGGCACCACAUCGGCGCCCGCAACAUCGAGGACGAUCCCAAGAUGAUGUGGUCGAUGCACGUGGCCAAGAUCCAGAGUGACAGGGAGUACAAGAAAGCCUUUGAGAAGACCAAGACCCACUUCAGUAGCCCAGUGGACAUGCUGGGCAUCGUGUUGGCCAAGAAAUGUCAAGGCUUGGUCAGCGACAUUGAUUACAGGCACUACCUGCACCAGUGGAUCUGCCUGCCAGACCAGAAUGAUGUUAUCCAUGCUAAGAAGGCCUAUGACCUACAGAGUGAUAACUGCUACAAGUCUGACCUGCAGUGGUUGCGGGGCAUUGGUUGGGUGCCCAUUGGCUCCUUGGAAGUUGAGAAGCCAAAAAGGCAGGAGAGGGCCAAGAAGGCAGGAGAGAUCUUGAGUGAAAAAGCCUAUCGCCAGCACCCAGACACCAUCAAGUUCACCAGUGUCCCUGACUCUCUGGAGAUGGUCUUAGCCAAGCACAAUGCAGAGACCAUGAACAAGCGUUUGUACACUGAAGCCUGGGAUAAAGAUAAGACCACGAUUCAUGUCAUGCCUGACACCCCAGAAAUCCUACUAGCUAAACAAAACCAAUUACACUACAGUCAGAAAAUGUACAAACUAGCUCUGGAGGAAUCAAAGAAGAAGGGUCAUGAUUUGCGUUUCGAUGCCAUUCCUAUUCAAGCUGCCAAGGCAUCCAGAGAGAUUGCCAGUGAUUACAAGUACAAGGAAGGGUACCGCAAGCAGCUCGGGCACCACAUCGGCGCCCGCAACAUCGAGGACGAUCCCAAGAUGAUGUGGUCGAUGCACGUGGCCAAGAUCCAGAGUGACAGGGAGUACAAGAAAGCCUUUGAGAAGACCAAGACCCACUUCAGUAGCCCAGUGGACAUGCUGGGCAUCGUGUUGGCCAAGAAAUGUCAAGGCUUGGUCAGCGACAUUGAUUACAGGCACUACCUGCACCAGUGGAUCUGCCUGCCAGACCAGAAUGAUGUUAUCCAUGCUAAGAAGGCCUAUGACCUACAGAGUGAUGCUGUUUACAAAUCAGACCUGGAAUGGCUGAGAGGUAUUGGAUGGGUUCCCAUUGGUUCCAUGGAAGUGGAGAAAGCCAAGAAAGCUGGGGAAAUCCUGAGUGAAAGGAAGUAUCGUCAACCAGCAGACCAAAUUAAAUUUACCAGUGUGACAGAUUCUUUGGCCAUGGUCUUAGCCAAGCAAAAUGCUGAGAUCAUGAACAAG
Molecule: messenger RNA, 1263 nt
Organism: Merops nubicus (carmine bee-eater)
Lineage: Eukaryota; Metazoa; Chordata; Aves; Coraciiformes; Meropidae
Gene: NRAP
Product: nebulin-related anchoring protein
Biological process (GO): cardiac muscle thin filament assembly
Cellular component (GO): Z disc
Molecular function (GO): actin filament binding
Source: RefSeq, a predicted model, not a curated record